AUGUAUCGACGACAAUAUCACUUUGAUCCGAUCAGGGGAACACGAGAACAAACAUCUCUCCUCGAGCCCAACCUCUUCGACAGCGUGACCGAGAGAUUAGACAAGGCUCCUGAUCAGAUGAAUCCGUCCGACAUUGACUUGUCACAUAUAAAUACAACCAACGAGAUCAACCUUCUCACCUCGUCUAUUCAAGAUAUCCCUUCGGACCAGUCAUGCGCAUGUCUAUCCUCGAUGUAUUUGACGCUGGACAACAUCCGAUCUAUGAAGAGUUUCAGCUUCCCUAGCAGCCUACACUGCCUUCGGGAUGCGCUAGGCACGGCGGAACUAUGUAUUGAUUGUCGAGUUUGCCCAAAUCAGUACCUUACGGCAACGCAAAAUGCACAGCUGCUUGGUACUCUGCUGCUCUCCAUGUCCGAACGCUACAACAGGAUCCUCAAGACCAUAGAAUCGGACACAAUAGAGGCUGAAGAUGUGCGCCAAACCAAAACGCUUCAGAUUGGCAGUACUGGGAUGGUUGAGCCUAGACACGAGCACAUUGGCAGCAUGGCAGGGUCGAGCGAGCCCCUAGUACUUGAGCUGCCACCUUCUGAAUGGAAAAGACUGGCUAAGAAAGUAGUAAAUGCAGAAGUUCACGGAACUUCUGACCCAAGCCGUGCUAGCUUCAUGUCAAUCCUGGCGACUCUGGAAGAAAGACAAGCUCGUUGGCAUAUGAUGGAACCAACUGAUGAUUGUCCAAACCCGGAGCGAAGAAGACAUGAUAUGCAUGAUCACAACAAUAACCCCAUGUGCCUGAUGUUGGCGAGAGAGGCGAAAAAGCUUGUGGACCUCUUCGACUUCAGUUGA
Molecule: messenger RNA, 843 nt
Organism: Aureobasidium pullulans EXF-150
Lineage: Eukaryota; Fungi; Ascomycota; Dothideomycetes; Dothideales; Saccotheciaceae
Exons: 2
Coding region: 1-843 (280 amino acids)
Source: RefSeq, a predicted model, not a curated record